Messenger RNA from Lactuca virosa, 1963 nucleotides. The record is from the annotation of a GenBank genome assembly. NCBI's taxonomy places the organism in Eukaryota, Viridiplantae, Streptophyta, Magnoliopsida, Asterales, Asteraceae.
CACUAAUCACAACCAGCAACAUGGCUCUACCAUCAACUUUCUUGCCUGCUUUUGUCUUUCUCACAUUCUGUCUUUGUUUGUACCCUCAUCUUGCAUCAGCAAAACAUGGUUCAACCGGUGUCACUCGGCACUAUAAGUUUAACAUACGGAUGCAUAAUGUGACGAGGUUGUGUCAAAGCAAAAGCAUAAUAACUGUCAAUGGUAAAUUCCCGGGACCAAGGAUUAUUGCUCGGGAAGGCGACCGAUUGGUGAUUAAAGUGGUGAAUCAUGUUUCCAACAAUAUCACUAUCCAUUGGCAUGGAAUUCGGCAACUUCGGAGCGGAUGGGCUGAUGGGCCAGCAUACAUAACACAGUGUCCGAUUCAAACUGGCCAAUCGUAUGUCUACAACUUCACCAUUAUCGGGCAAACAGGAACACUUUGGUAUCACGCCCAUGUUUCAUGGAUUAGAUCAACCCUUUAUGGCCCAAUUGUCAUUCUCCCUAGACGCAACACUUCCUACCCUUUUGUGAAGCCUUACAAGGAAGUCCCUAUUAUAUUUGGAGAAUGGUGGAACAAUGAUACUGAGGCUGUGAUCAAUCAAGCCCUUCAAACAGGAGCUGGCCCGAAUAAUUCUGAUGCUUAUACCAUUAACGGGCUACCUGGACCAUUAUAUAACAAUUGUUCUUCACCAAAGGAAACGUUUCGGCUUAAGGUGAAGCCUGGAAAGACAUAUCUCCUUCGUAUCAUCAAUGUUGCCCUCAAUGAUGAACUCUUUUUCAAGAUUGCAAACCAUACUUUUACAGUUGUUGAUGCUGAUGCGAGUUAUGUGAAGCCAUUUGAAACGGAUACAAUCUUCAUCACGCCGGGUCAAACGAGCAAUGUUCUCUUCAAGACGAAAAACCUUACCUCAAAUGCCAAAUUCAUGAUGGCUGCAAGACCAUAUUCCACAGCAGCUGCCAGAACUUUUGACAAUACAACCGUUACCGGAGUUCUUGAGUACAUGAGUGAUACCAUGUCGUCAUCUUCCAAUACUUCCAUCAAAGGCCUUCCCCUACCUACACUACCGGCUAUCAAUGCCACUGCCCAUGUGGCUAACUGGACUAAUAAAUUUCGUAGUUUGGGUAAUUCACAGUUCCCGGUGAACGUCCCACAGACUGUUCAAAAUCGCUACUUUUUUGCCGUUGGACUCGGAAGCGACCGGUGCCCGAAGAAUCAAACAUGUCAAGGGCCGAAUGGGACCAAAUUUGCAGCCUCCAUUAACAACAUUUCCUUCACCUCACCAACAAUCGCACUUCUUCAAGCCAGGUACUUCGGAAAAUCCAACGGAGUUUUCACCACCGAUUUCCCUUCUACCCCUUUGAGUCCAUUCAAUUACUCGGGUACCCCACCAAACAACACCAUGGUUUCCCAUGGCACAAAAGCGGUGGUGCUUCCAUACAAUACCACAGUGGAGCUGGUGAUGCAAGGCACCAACAUUUUCGGUGCAGAAAACCAUCCUCUUCAUCUUCACGGCUUUAACUUCUAUGUGGUUGGUCAAGGCACCGGAAAUUACAAUUCUACAACAGAUCCGGCCAACUUUAACCUUGUUGAUCCUGUUGAAAGAAACACCGUUGGCGUGCCCUCCGCCGGAUGGGUGGCUGUGCGAUUCCGAGCUGAUAAUCCAGGAGUGUGGUUUAUGCAUUGUCAUAUUGAGAUUCACCUGAGUUGGGGGCUGAGAAUGGCGUGGGCAGUCAUGGAUGGGAAGCUUCCGAACCAGAAGUUGCCUCCACCACCUUCUGACCUUCCAAAGUGUUGACUUUGACUUCAUAUGAUACGCAAAGUGUUGACUUUUGACUCGGUGAGACUAUUAUUUUUCAAGUUUCUACGUUAUGUACCCGUAAGUGAGUGAUCUUUGUUCGAUGAAUGAGAGAUUAAUUCCCAAUUCAAUGUUUUUUUCUUUAAAUGUAAUAUACAAUAUAUUUGAUUAUUGGGUUGAUGUAAAAU